Molecule: messenger RNA, 1267 nt
Organism: Drosophila persimilis
Lineage: Eukaryota; Metazoa; Arthropoda; Insecta; Diptera; Drosophilidae
Gene: Vajk4
Product: probable serine/threonine-protein kinase kinX
Exons: 4
Coding region: 51-1070 (339 amino acids)
Source: RefSeq, a predicted model, not a curated record
AUCGUGGAGUAAUUGUUUCCCUCGUGAAACGUCAAAUCAACAGCUCAACAAUGCGAAUGUUCGUACUUCCUUGUCUCGCCGUGUGCUUGGCAUUGGCCCACUGUGCGGCUGUUGCGGAGGAGAAGAAAGCCGAUGGGGGGGACGAAAAGACCGUGGAGAAGCGCGGCCUCUAUGGCAGCACGGGCGACUACCAUCAUCACUACCAGCCCCACCAUCACCACGAGCACAUCAAGACAGUGACCAUCGAGAAGAAAGUCCCAGUUCAUUAUACGGUGACUAAGCAUGUGCCCUACACCGUGGAGAAAAAGAUCCCCUAUGAAGUGAAAGUCGAGGUGCCACAGCCGUACAUAGUGGAGAAGAAGGUGCCUGUUCAUGUGAAGGAAUACGUCAAGGUACCAGUCCAUGUGCCCAAGCCUUAUGAAGUCAUCAAGAAGGUACCAUACGAGGUGAAGGUGCCAGUGGACAAGCCCUACGAGGUGAAAGUCCAUGUUCCACAGCCCUACGAGGUGAUCAAGAAGAUUCCGUAUGAAGUGAAAGUCCCAGUGCCACAGCCCUACGAAGUGAUCAAGAAGGUGCCACAUGAGGUGAAGAUCGAGGUGCCGGUACCCAAGCCCUACGAAGUCAUCAAGAAGGUGCCCUAUGAAGUCAAAUACGAGGUGGAGAAGCCCUACGAUGUAGAGGUGGAGAAACCCUAUGAUGUCGAGGUCGAGAAACCAUACAAGGUGGUCGUCGAGCAGAAGGUUCCCUAUGAGGUGAAGGUGCCCGUCGACAAACCGUACAAAGUUGAGGUGGAGAAACCCUAUCCCGUCCACGUGAAGGUGCCGGUGCCCCAACCCUAUACCGUGGAGAAGAAGGUCCACUACACCGUCGAGAAGCCAGUACCAUAUGAAGUCAAGGUGCCAAUUGAGAAGCCCAUUCCCGUCUACACAGAGGUGAAGGUGCCCAUCCACAGGGAGAUUCCGGUGCCACACAAAUACCACGUUGAAGUGCCAAUCUUCAAGCACCACGAGGAGCACCAUCAGAGCCAGCACGAGUACGGACAUGGACACGGACACGGACACGGCUACUAGAGCCCAGCACAGAACGCGAGCACAAGAAGGAGAACGAAGAAGCAAACGAACAAGGAGGAGAUCGACGAGCAAGCGAAGACACUACCAGCGAGUCUUCCAAUCACGGAUCCACGAGGCAACGUUGAGCUGGACGUUGAACGGGUGACACGAGGAGGAGGAGCAGGAGGGGGAGGAGUCAGAGCAGAAGAAGGAGGAGA